AUGCUAAAAACAAGCCUCACAGCAAUAAAAUAUACCUGUGUCUUUCAGGAGUUUGCGGAUGCAGUAUUCCAGAUGGUCACAGAGAAAUUCAAAGAGCUGACAGACAAUUUGACCUCCUCACAUGCAAGGCAUAAGGUACUAGCAGGAAUCGUAAUGACAAGAGGUAAGGUGCCCAGGCGGAAGAUAAGUAAACAGCCAGAUGACUGGGAACGGUCAAUUUUUGCUCGUCAGAAGGAGGGAGGCUACAAGCUGAAAGAUAGCAUCCUCUUCCAUCUAUACAUAAGCACACCCCCAUGUGGAGAUGCACGUCUCAACUCUCACCGAGAAGCAAGGGCUGAACUGCUCCACAGUAGACCAUUGAACAGGAAAGUCCGUGGGCAUCUAAGAACAAAGAUUGAAUCUGGAGAAGGCACCAUUCCAAUCCGAACCUGCCACUCCAUCCAGACAUGGGAUGGAGUAUUACAGGGAGAACAUCUACUCACAAUGUCCUGCACUGACAAGAUUAACAGGUGGAACAUUCUGGGUGCUCAAGGAUCUCUCCUGAGUCAUUUUAUUGAACCGAUCUACCUACAGAGCAUUGUGUUGGGAAGCACACAUCACGUUGGUCACAUUUCCCGUGCAUUAUGCCAACGGCUGGAGGAUGUUGUUCAGCUGCUACCACCUUAUCGAUGCAACCAGCCUCUCCUGAGCGGCAUCAGUAGCACUGGAUUUCGUCAGCAAGGGAAGUCUCCUAGCUUCAGUGUAAACUGGACGUUGGGUGACUCCGACCUGGAGGUCAUUAAUGCCACAACUGGAAAGGGAGACCUGGGUAGCUCGUCCAGACUCUGCAAACGUGCACUUUAUACCCAGUGGGCCAAGCUUUACGGCAAGCUGAGUACACGAGGCUCGAACCUUCAGGGAGCGCCAUCCAUGUACUGCGAAGCCAAACUGGCAGCCGAGCCCUACCAGGCAGCCAAGCGGCAGCUGUUUAAAGCAUUGCGGAAAGCCGACCUGGGCACGUGGGUGAAGAAACCACCGGAGCAAGAUCAGUUUCUGCCAACUGCGGAGGGACAGCAGACAAAGGCGCUGGCUUGUGAUUUUUAAUGUGGACUUCAACAAAAGAACAUGAAAAGCUAACCUCCAAAUCUCCCCCAUUUCUUCAGAAGACAGCUUCAUGCCAUCACCUCAACGCAACCCUUUCCUGCCCCAUCAUGACAAGGCUCAAAAGCUGUUCAUAGUAAAUGCGGAGCUCCAUUGCCCAUUGAUAAUGAAUUGCCUGACAGAAUCAAGAACCCUCUAUUUCUCACAUUGCAGCUGAAAAUCAACAAGGAGUAAAAAUUCAGUAAUAUAAAGUCGGAAAUUCAAACUGUUCGCCCAACAACUGAUGUGACAGGCACUUUAGAGAGAAGGAUAAAAUCCUUCUAUCAUCAACUUCUCUGAUAGGGUGCUCUCAUUCCAAAUGCUCAUUUGCUGUGUCCAUUAAAUACAAUUUAAGAAUUAGUUUCUUAUUAAUCUGUAAUUUAUGCACAGUCUCCUGAUGCACAACUUAUACAAUCUUUUCCAGUUAAUGUCCAAACAUUAACUGGUUUGAAGUGAUUAUUCAACUUUGGUGUAAAGCAAAAUUAAACUGAGCUAGCACAACAAAAAAAAUAGCCUUAGCCCCACCCGAAUCAGUAUUGUUUAUCGCUGAAGUAAAUAUCUUUGUAUCACAAUCAGGACAUGAGUGUAUUAACACCAAGCAAUGAGCUGUUCAGUGAAGCACAACAAAACUCUUUUGGAGUCAAGACAGCCAACUCUAUGGGAAAUGGAGGUAGACCCCAGGUGAAACAGUAGCUAAGGAUUCUGGCCUGUUUGAGAAUCAUACUUCCACAAUUAGGCUUUCAGUUUAAAGGUCGAUCAAACGUUAUAUUGGAAACAAGAGAAUAAAAUCCGUGAAACCA
Rhincodon typus (whale shark) is the source of this 1919-nucleotide messenger RNA. Its product is annotated as double-stranded RNA-specific editase B2-like. Gene Ontology annotation, biological process: adenosine to inosine editing; RNA processing. Gene Ontology annotation, cellular component: nucleolus; cytoplasm. The record is from RefSeq and is a predicted model, not a curated record. Gene Ontology annotation, molecular function: tRNA-specific adenosine deaminase activity; double-stranded RNA binding; double-stranded RNA adenosine deaminase activity. The transcript has 7 exons. Lineage: Eukaryota; Metazoa; Chordata; Chondrichthyes; Orectolobiformes; Rhincodontidae. The coding region runs from base 1 to 1083 and encodes 360 amino acids.